CAGUCAGUUGGCUGUCGUUUCUCGUCCAGAACAGUUCAUUGUCUAAAUCGCUCAGUUCACCACCAGUUUCAAGGUUCCUCAAACAAUACGACUCACAAAAGUGUUUCGUGGUCAUAUUUUUAUAAAUAUGGACAACCCCACCUUUCAGGCAAACGACGAACUCGAUCUUCAUCAACGAAAAGGAGGUGCUGAACAGCCUCAUCACAGCCUCAUCAAAGACACGGUCGGAAGAGUUAGCGACAGCGGGACAUCAACGCCAACUUCCAACGGAGACGACGGUAGCCGAAGCCGCAGCAAUAGUGAUGAUGCAACCAGCUCCAAUCCGCGGAAUGACGGCAUGGAGCGGGACGUGUCAACGCCGAAUGACGCUCUUCACCUCGAGAGACGGGUGGGACUCGUCAGUGGGGUGGCUCUAAUUGUUGGAACAAUGAUCGGUUCGGGCAUUUUCGUUUCGCCGUCGACGCUACUGGUGAAAACCAAGUCGCCUGGUCUCUUCCUGGUCAUCUGGGCUGCCUGUGGUCUACUCUCGACACUUGGCGCCCUAUGCUACGCCGAAUUGGGCACGCUCAUCCCGAAAAGCGGCGGCGAGUACAUUUACUUUAAAGAAGCAUUCGACUCACCCCGUCAUCGCUUCUGGGGUCCAGUCAUGUCUUUCCUAUUCGCCUGGGUAUCGGUGAUCCUCCUGAGGACAUCUUCCAUGGCCAUCAUAUCCUUGGCAUUUGCUGAAUACUCGAUCGCUCCUCUGAUGAGUACACUGCAAUUUUGCUGGCCGGACGACUCCAAAUAUACGCUGACACGUUUGCUAGCUGCACUCUGCAUUUGCCUGAUAACUUUUAUCAACUGUUUCAGUGUUAAGCUGGCUACCAAAGUACAGAAUAUCUUUACGGCAGCCAAACUGGUGGCCAUCGCCAUCAUCAUCGCCGGUGGUCUCUACAUGAUCGGCAUAGGCAAUACCCAGUACCUGAGCCAGGGAUUUGAAGGUUCAACUACAUCUUUCGGUGACAUCGCCACUGCCUUCUACAGUGGUCUCUGGGCGUACGACGGAUGGAACAACCUGAACUACGUCACUGAAGAACUGAAGAAUCCCUUUGUGAAUCUUCCUCGAUCCAUCAUGAUUGGAAUUCCUCUGACUACCGCCUGCUACGUCUUGGUCAACGUGGCAUACCUGGCCGUCCUGUCGCCAACGGAGAUGAUGCAGUCCGAAGCCGUCGCCGUGGAUUGGGGCAAUCGACUCUUGGGUCCCAUGGCGUUCUUGAUGCCUUUAGGUGUUGUCUUGUCCACAUUCGGCGCUGGCAACGGAAGUCUCUUCACAGCCGGAAGGUUGUGCUACGUGGCGAGUCGAGAAGGGCAUCUAGUCGACGUCCUUUCUUAUGUUCACAUCCGUCGGUUGACUCCAUCUCCUGCGCUCCUUUUCAAUAGCGCCGUUGCGCUCAUGAUGAUCAUCCCAGGAGAUAUCGCCAGCCUAAUUGACUUUUUCAGCUUCACGGCAUGGAUUUUUUACGGAGCCGCCAUGCUCGCAUUGAUCGUCAUGAGGUUCACCAAAAAGGACGCACCCAGGCCUUACAAGGUACCGAUUAUCAUUCCUGUCAUCGUGCUAAUCAUUUCCGUUUACCUGGUCAUUGGGCCAAUCGUGGACAAUCCGAAAAUCGAGUAUUUGUACGCUACCUUGUUCAUUCUGGCUGGAUUCCUUCUCUACGUACCUUUCGUUUAUUAUAAGAAAGUGUUGCCCGGAAUGAGUUAUGUUACAACAUUCUUGCAGUUAUUGCUGGAAGUGGCUCCGUCAACGUCUAUGGCGGAAGACUAACGUGUUACCGCAACGAUCAAGUAAGCGAUGACAAACCGAAAAAUGUCCGUGUAUAGGUCAACCACUUUAGGUGGCGGUAUUAUUACGUGUACAUUAUUGUUACUCCCGGCCAUGUGUUAAAACCUUGUGUUGGUACGAUGAUUGCCAUGCAAUCUACAUAUUAAAAAAUGGUCGUCUUUCCCUUCUCCUCAGUCAUCCCUUUUUUCAUAAUUGGUAUCAUGCUGAAACGAUGAGCUUGAGGAGAUUUUACAAUUUGAUCGAAAUUUACCAAAAGACACAAAGUUUGUAUUGUUAAUUUAGAAUGUUUUUUUUUUUGCAUAUACACAAAAACCAUAGUACUAUUACUUUUCUAGAUCGUUCAAUUUCUCCCCAAUGUGGCGAGAUUAUUUCAAAACAGGGAUUCGUUAAUUAGACUUUCUUAAAAGUUUUUAUCCCGCAGCUUCCGUGUACUAAAAACAUCAAAGUCACUGAAUUGUAAACUUCAGCGUUUAGUGACUGUGAAAUUUUGUACAGCAUGCAUACCGAAAAGUAAAAUACACAAGUGCCAAUCACGAA
This is a messenger RNA of Daphnia pulex (common water flea), 2359 nucleotides long. RefSeq names its product b(0,+)-type amino acid transporter 1-like (gene sbm). NCBI's taxonomy places the organism in Eukaryota, Metazoa, Arthropoda, Branchiopoda, Diplostraca, Daphniidae. Bases 128 to 1804 code for a protein of 558 amino acids. Gene Ontology annotation, molecular function: L-amino acid transmembrane transporter activity. Gene Ontology annotation, cellular component: membrane. The transcript has 15 exons. Gene Ontology annotation, biological process: amino acid transmembrane transport. The record is from RefSeq and is a predicted model, not a curated record.